AUGGGUUGCGUGAUCCUGCGCUGGAUGCCAGUGCAGAUGAAGGCCGUGUGGGACGCCACCGGCGCCCUGUGGGCCAAAGGAUCGCUGGUGGGCAAGCCCGCCGCCGCCUUCACAUCCGUCGGCACACAGGGAGGAGGCAUCGAAACCACCAUUAUGACUGCCGUUACUCAGUUUACUCACCACGGCAUGAUCUUCGUGCCCCCGGGAUACUCCUUUGGCGCCGACAUGUUCAGCCUGGAGGCAGUCAAGGCGGGCUCUCCCUGGGGGGCCGCCACCUUUGCCGGGGCGGACGGCUCUCGACAGCCCACUGAGGUGGAGCUCCAGUACGCCAAGCACCAGGCGAGUGGCGCCUACUUUGCCAGGGUUGUCAAGAAGCUGGCGGCGGCCACGCCUGGCACGACAGCUGCGGCAAGCUCGCCGCGGGCCAAGCUCUGA
Molecule: messenger RNA, 435 nt
Organism: Chlorella variabilis
Lineage: Eukaryota; Viridiplantae; Chlorophyta; Trebouxiophyceae; Chlorellales; Chlorellaceae
Exons: 5
Coding region: 1-435 (144 amino acids)
Source: RefSeq, a predicted model, not a curated record